AUGUACCAAAUACCACAUAAAAUAAAACACACGUGCUAUUUCGGUAGCCCGUCAAUUGUCACAUUUGACGAAUCGAAAUCGGAUAUGAAAAUGAAACGGUUGAGACUCUUCUUACUUAUAACCUCACUAGUGGCAUCAAUCGUAACUGCAAACGUAAUGGCAGCCGCAUUGAUAUCCUAUAGAAAAUCCUUCAGGACGACGACUACCGACAAACCGCCAGUUCCGAUUACCACAGCCGCAAUAGAUGACGCCGCCGAGUCGUCGCAUGUGUCCAAGAUCUCAAAACCGGAUGAAGAAACUUUAAAAACUGCUAAUGACGACUGCAGAGUCUACACUAAAAUUGCCGUUACUGAUAAAAACACUAAAAGUGGCCACUACCACUACCACUACCACACCAAAUAUUACUAA
Molecule: messenger RNA, 408 nt
Organism: Helobdella robusta
Lineage: Eukaryota; Metazoa; Annelida; Clitellata; Rhynchobdellida; Glossiphoniidae
Exons: 3
Coding region: 1-408 (135 amino acids)
Source: RefSeq, a predicted model, not a curated record